AUUAUUACCAGUCUCCAUUACUUACCGGAACAAACUCUCAAAUACACAGACACAAAAGCUCAAAAAAUUUUCUCCCAAAAAAUAAUAAUAAAAAAAUAUAUAAAAAACAGUAGCAAGUAUUGAUUUUUUUUUUUGGUGUUUUCAUCUGUGUUGCCUUCUCUUUUCUUAUAUAAAGAAUGAAUGGGGAGGGAAAGGAAGAAGCAGUGAAAAUGGAGGUGAACAAUGAGAGAUUGGUUUUUAUGUGGGGUUAUUUACCGGGUGCUUUGCCGCAAAGGUCGCCGAUUUCGUCUCCGCUUGCUGUCAGGUCGACGGUGUAUGCGUGGAAGGAUGUUUGUGGUGGCGGUUGCGGUUUCGCCAUGGCCAUUUCUGAGUCUGGAAAGCUCAUUACAUGGGGUUCAACAGAUGAUCUAGGUCAAAGCUAUGUCACAUCCGGGAAGCAUGGGGAAACUCCCGAGGCUUUCCCUCUCCCAACUGAGGCUUCCAUUGUAGAAGCUGCUGCUGGUUGGGCGCAUUGUGUAGCAGCUACAGACACUGGAGAAGUCUAUACAUGGGGAUGGAAAGAAUGUAUUCCCUCAGGGAAAGUCUUUGGAGAUCCAUCAGGGGCGGGAGGAUCAGCAAAGGAUGCGUUUGAAAGACAGAAUCUGUUUUUUACAGAACAAGUCAGCCCUCGCUCGCAAGGUUCGAGGUCUAGCAGUGGAAGUGGAACCUUUUCUGGGGUUGAUGGUAGAGGAAGUGGAGAUGAAAGUACAAAGAGGCGGAGAAUAGCAUCAGCAAAACAAGCAGCCGAAAGCUCAUCUGCCGGAGAUGAAACACUCUCAGCAUUGCCAUGCCUAGUAACUCUUAACCCGGGAGUGAGGGUUGCCACUGUUGCAGCUGGCGGGCGCCACACUUUAGCAUUGUCAGUUUCAGAUAUAGGACAGGUGUGGGGUUGGGGCUAUGGUGGCGAAGGGCAGCUUGGUUUGGGCUCCCGGAUACGUAUGGUGUCCUCUCCUCAUCCCAUACCUUGCAUUGACUCUGCUUACGGAAAAGAUAGAGCUGUAGUGCUUUCUCGAGGGGGCAUGACUUCAGAGGGACAGAGUUUUAGAGUUCCUGGAAGUCAUGUUAAGGGGAUUGCUUGUGGAGGUCGACACAGUGCGGUAAUUACAGAUGCUGGAGCACUGCUUACUUUUGGCUGGGGACUUUAUGGACAGCUGCGUGUUUUGGCUUGUCAUGGUAAAAGGACUAAAGUCUAUUGUUAUUGUUUUUUCAAGUGUGGUCAAGGAAGCACAGAUGAUGAGUUAAGCCCAACUUGUGUAUCUUCUUUGCUGGGCAUUAGGAUAGAGGCAGUUGCCGCAGGGUUAUGGCAUACCGUUUGUGUUUCUGCUGAUGGCGAUGUCUACUCAUUUGGUGGGAAUCAGUUUGGACAGUUGGGAACUGGUGGUGACCAGGCAGAGACUCUCCCCAGACUCUUGGAAGCUCCAAGCUUGGAAAAUAUACAUGCGAAAACAGUUUCUUGUGGGGCUCGCCACAGUGCUAUAAUCUCAGAGGAUGGAAAAGUAUUCUGCUGGGGAUGGAACAAGUAUGGCCAGCUUGGCUUGGGUGAUGUGAUUGACCGCAACAUUCCUUCUCAAGUUACCAUCGAUGGCUGUGUCCCUAAAACUGUAGCAUGUGGCUGGUGGCAUACCCUUAUUCUAGCCGAGUCACCUACUUGAGUAUCUGACUCUGACAAGCCCUUGCACAGUUUUGUUAGGUUAGAAGUCCUUUCAGAAAGCUGAUAAAUCAUUAAGAUCCAUGUAUGCGUACUCGUAUGCUCGUUCUUAUUCUUUCGUGGAUCAGGUUCACCGCAGCUAGUUCCAUCUCUUAAAACUACUAGAAUGACAUACUGCUUUUAAGGUGUAAAAAAUGAUCUAGCCAGGUCCCUUGUGUAUAUUUUAUUUAGCAGAAUUUGAACAUUAUACUGUACUCAGUGCCAUGAAAAGUCGAGUAUUGUUGUGUGUGAA
Molecule: messenger RNA, 1979 nt
Organism: Populus trichocarpa (black cottonwood)
Lineage: Eukaryota; Viridiplantae; Streptophyta; Magnoliopsida; Malpighiales; Salicaceae
Product: ultraviolet-B receptor UVR8
Exons: 11
Coding region: 177-1691 (504 amino acids)
Source: RefSeq, a predicted model, not a curated record